AUGUCAUCAUCGAAACAGGCUCCGCGCACAAUGCCAAAACCCAAAAGUUGCGGCCACCUACCGUGGCUGCGAGAAGCCUUCAAGCAGCACGAACAUCGCGGGGAUGGGAAGAUAUCCGUGUCCCAUCUGGGGGAUUGCCUGCGCGUGAUGGGCGCCAAUCCGAUGGAGUCUGUGUUGCAGCACCACGUCCACCAGCUGCAGGCAGCGGAUCUGCAACGCAUCUCCUUCGAGGAGGUCCUGGGCAUCUACUCCAACCUGGGCAAGGACUCGGGUGUGCUGUAUGGCAACAUGGGCCAGCAGAAGGCUGAAGAGUUCAUCUCCAGCUUGCGCUUGCUGGAUGACCAGGGCACUGGCUACCUGCCCGCCGCCAGAUUGCGACACGUGCUAACCAAAUGCAGCGAACGCCUCAGCGAGGCGGAGAUGGAUGACCUGCUGGAGGAGCGUGUCAACGAUCAGGGCCUGGUCAACUAUGCGGAGCUGGUGCAUGCCAUUUUGGAUGGUUAG
Messenger RNA from Drosophila obscura, 504 nucleotides. RefSeq names its product myosin-2 essential light chain. Bases 1 to 504 code for a protein of 167 amino acids. The transcript has a single exon. Gene Ontology annotation, cellular component: myosin II complex. NCBI's taxonomy places the organism in Eukaryota, Metazoa, Arthropoda, Insecta, Diptera, Drosophilidae. The record is from RefSeq and is a predicted model, not a curated record. Gene Ontology annotation, molecular function: calcium ion binding; myosin heavy chain binding.